CCGCCGGCCGCCCUCACAAGGCCCAGGCCGCCUCCUUCCCACAAGGCCCAGCAGGGCCGCCCUCACACCUGCCCCGCCCUGCCCUGUCCCGCCCGGCCCCACCCUGCCCCGUGGCCUCUGUCACACCCCACGCUGACGUGCUGAGCCUUCCACCAGCCAUUGUGACGCCACAGGCGCCAGUCGGGCACGGCUUUGUUGGUGCCCGCAGCCGGCGCUCAGAGCUGCUGGAGCCUCUCGGGGAGCAGCAGCACAUCCCGCUCGGGGAGCAUUGCACGCCUGCAUCGCCGUCUUGGCAGCUGCAGGCCAUGACCACUGCGCAGGGCGACCUCAUCUGCCUUGUGCUUCAUACCCUGUGCCCGUCCUUAUUCUCGCCCCUUUGUCACCCUCCCCCUAAACCUCGCCCCGUCCCAUUCCUCAUCCCCACUUGGCUCCCGGCAGCCCGCCGGGGCCUUCUUGCCCUUCCUGCUGCUGGGAGCUCCAAGCAGGGCCAUGCCGUGGCUUCUGAGCAAGAAGCGACGGCAGUCGCCCUCCAGCAGCCCCAGUGGGCAGCCCUGGGCUGCCACCAGCUCCAGCAGCGCCUCCCAGCUCCGGGAGCAGGGGCUGGGCAGGCUGCACCGCGCGGCCGCCCGCGGUGACCUGGGCUGGCUGAGGCGCUGGCGCUGGUACGUCAAGGUAGUCGGCAUCGACAGGCCAGACCAGGAGAUGCGGACACCUUUGCAUCUGGCUUCAGCCAAUGGCCAUGCAGAUGUCGUGAGAUAUCUGCUAAGAAAGAACAGCCAGCCCAACCUCGCUGACAGCUUCAAGAGAACGGCCCUGAUGAAGGCAGUGCAGCAGGAGCAGGAAGAAUGUGUUGCUGUUCUGCUGGAACACGGUGCCGACCCCAAUCUGGCAGACGCUGACGGCAACACUGCCCUUCACCUGGCUGUGCUCUCUAAAAACACAGCUGUAGCAGGGCUGUUACUGGAGCAUCAUGCCAACAGUGAUGCUCAGAACCAGUGGGGAUUUACCCCCUUGAAACUUGCAGCCUUGCAACAGCACGAGGAGAUUCUGGAGUGCCUUGUGAACAAAGCAGCUGACAGGCCUGCUCAAGCCCAGGGGGAAAGGAGUGCUCUUGUGGUUCCUGGAAGCCAUGAGGCUCACCUGGAGGAAGAUAAUCUGCGCUUGCAGGAGGAGCUGGACAGGGCUGACGUGGAGCUGCAGGAGGAGGAAGAAAAGCAUCUUCAGUCUGAGCAUUGUGUUCCUGACUUGAAGACUGCCUUGGAUGCCAAGAAAAGAGAGGCAAUAACUUCCUCCCAGAAACUGCAGGACCUCCUGGAAGAAGACGCGCAAGACUUUGCAAGUGAGAACAGCAGAUUGGAAGGCACUGUCCAGCAGCCAAGCGAGAGCGUUGAAGCCCUUCCGAGAGCCCUGCAAGCCUCUGCCUCAGGUGGUGAACUUUCCCAGCAGCUGGACAUGGAGCCUGGAACAGGCAUGCAGCUCGAGGCCCUAAACCAGGCUGUGCAAGAAGAGCUGUCCACUCUGCUUGGGAAGUGUGAACAACUGGAGAAGAGCAAAUGUCAGCUGCAAGAAGAGGUGACAAAACACCACCAUCAUUUGGAGACUUUGGUGCUGGAUGGCAGCCAAAGAGAACAGUGUACAGGAGAGGUGGCAGAAGGAGCUGACCAGGAAAGAAGUCCAAAGCUACAAGAGGUCAGCCUCGUUUUGCAAGCACAGGCAGCCCACCAGGCCCCACUAGGACAAACCAGAGACAGUCAUUGUGAUUUCGUGAGAAUCCAGUUGGAAGAAAGAAUUAGAAAUCUGGAAAGUGAAUUGGAGAGGGUCAAAAACACCCAACAAGAGAGAGCUUCUCGUAAAGAAGCAACACAGGGAGAAAUAGGGAUGUACAAAGAGCUGUAUCUGGAGGAAGUGAAAACCAGAAGAUGCCUGGCCAAGAAACUGGAAAGGGACAAACCGAAAAUGGAAGGCAGCUGUAUGGAGUCCCACACAGCGAGUUGCAGAAGCGACUGAAGGACAAGGUGGGUCGAGUCAGUUUGCAGAGCUUAAAGCCAUUCAGUUGGCUUUGGAUAUAGCUGAACGAGAGAAGUGGCCAAGACUCUAU
Pipra filicauda (Wire-tailed manakin) is the source of this 2098-nucleotide messenger RNA. RefSeq names its product ankyrin repeat domain-containing protein 26-like. The coding region runs from base 490 to 2007 and encodes 505 amino acids. Gene Ontology annotation, molecular function: protein binding. Lineage: Eukaryota; Metazoa; Chordata; Aves; Passeriformes; Pipridae. The transcript has 10 exons. The record is from RefSeq and is a predicted model, not a curated record.